Molecule: messenger RNA, 1800 nt
Organism: Talaromyces proteolyticus
Lineage: Eukaryota; Fungi; Ascomycota; Eurotiomycetes; Eurotiales; Trichocomaceae
Product: cytochrome P450
Exons: 11
Coding region: 71-1651 (526 amino acids)
Molecular function (GO): heme binding; oxidoreductase activity, acting on paired donors, with incorporation or reduction of molecular oxygen; monooxygenase activity
Source: RefSeq, a predicted model, not a curated record
AAUACAUCUACUCACGUAUUUAAUGAAGCCUACGGCCAUUCUCCAUUGAGCUCAAUCCCAAUCCACCACAAUGGGCACUAUAUCCAUAAUGCCCUGGGCAUUUGCUAUUUCGCAAGGUAUUUUGACUUACCUAUUCGGUUUAAUCAUGUACCGGGUGCUAUUAAGCCCAAUUGCGGCUUUCCCCGGGCCAUUUUUAGCCCGUACUACAUAUUUGUACGAGUUCUACUAUAACUGGAUUAAAUGCGGCCAGUAUUACCUAAAAAUUGAGGAAAUGCAUCAGAGAUAUGGCCCGAUCGUUCGAGUCACUCCCACAGAACUCCACAUACGAGACCCCCUUUACUAUAACCAGCUCUUUGUAACACAUGCUGUGAGAAAGUCCAAUGCCUACAGUCGUUUUACGCAAGGAGCAGGCUUUGACGACAUCACUGCUAUUUCAAUAUCACACGAUAUCCACCGUAUUGUGCGAGCGCCAAUGAACCCUUUCUUUUCCAGAUCAGGGCUUCGUCGCGUCGAAUAUAGGGUCGUGGAACGUGUUCGAAAAUUAUCCUUAAGGCUAGAAUCGGAAGCAAACACGGGCAAUCCGGUCAAUCUCAACGAUGCUUUCGCCUCCUUGGCAACUGACGUGGCUUCCGCAAUCUUUCACGAAGAACCUAGCAACUUCCUAGAGGAUGAGAAAUACAAUGCAAGUUGGUGGGAAAUAUUAAGAAUGGGCCUUACGACGGUUCCGCUCCUUGUGGAGCUUCCAUGGAUAGCGCGAGCCAUCACCACACCAGUUAUCAAACUACUUACGGAGAGGUUGACUAAUUGGCGAAUAUGGGAUGACAAAUCCCGGCGACAGAUCCAAAUUACACGAACACGGCCCUCGGCUACAGCUAAAACUCGCUCUGAUAGAACUGUAAUGGAUAGUCUUGUCCAAGAUACCCAGGCCACAUCAAUCCUUGGAGAAAAAGGCUUUGUGCGGUUAUCUCAGCUUAUCCAGCAAGCUGGGACGCAUAACGUGUCCCAGACGCUGGCUAUCAUUGUCUACUUUUUGCUGCGGCAUGAAGAUCAGCAGGAGGCAUUACGCAGGGCUCUGGAGCCGCUUUUUGCAGGCGAUGCAGCCCAGGCCGCCCCUUCCCUACAACAAAUGGAAAGGGUGCCGUAUUUGACAGCAUGUAUAAAGGAGGGGUUGAGGCUAGCGGCCGGGAGCCUAAACCGAUUUCCGCGGGUAUCGCCCGAUGCAGAGCUAAGCUUCAAAGACUGGAAAAUUCCAAAAGGGACUGCCAUCUCCAUGACCCCCUACUGGAUACAUAUGGACCCUGAAGUCUUCCCAGAUCCUGGAAGCUUCAAUCCGUCGCGCUGGCUCUGCAAGCCAGCGAAGCUGGCAACCAUGCACCGCCACUUCGUCCCCUUUUCCAAGGGGUCACGAACAUGUUUGGGGAAAGAUCUUGCCUAUAUGCAAAUGUACCACGCUCUCGCGCAGCUCUUCCGACCCGAGAUGCCGCAGAUGACGGCAUAUGAUACGGAAGAAAGGGACGUAAAACCAGUUCUAGGGCUUAUGUUUUCUUUGCCAGAGCUGGAUGCUCGAGGUUUGAGAGUAAUGGUGUACAACAAGACCUCGUUGCAUACCGCAAAACUACGCAUGAAAGAAGUACGGCCUCCGAAGGCUUAAAUUAGAUCUGUGCUGCACAGCUGGCAAAUCAAGUGACAGCCACAAGAAGGAAACAAAUGGCCACUGCAAACACAAUUGAACCGAGGAUGGCUGAUGUUCUCUUCGCUGUAUCUAUUAUUCUAGCAAGAAACAAUAAAACAUGAACUGAG